Fusarium odoratissimum NRRL 54006 is the source of this 1585-nucleotide messenger RNA. RefSeq lists its product as uncharacterized. The record is from RefSeq and is a predicted model, not a curated record. The transcript is spliced from 3 exons. Lineage: Eukaryota; Fungi; Ascomycota; Sordariomycetes; Hypocreales; Nectriaceae. Bases 216 to 1529 code for a protein of 437 amino acids.
GUUACGGGGAUGGGGGGUAGGAAACAAGAGACUGGAUUUUGGUGUAAGUCAGCAGGUUGUAUUUUCCCCCCCGGAAGGCAAUCGACUUUAGACAAGGAUGAGUACAUAACGUGAAAGGCCGCUCGCACUUUCGAAAUCGGUAGCUUUCGAAACAAUCCUCCUUUCCCCCAAAUUUCUCACACAGCGGCGAUCGCGUCUUUCUUUCUUCUCAGAACAUGGCUGGCCUUCGAAGAUCCAAGCGACUGGAGUCUUGCAAUCAACCUGACCAAGACAAAGUCACCAAGAUCGCAAGAACGUCAAAAGAUCAGGAAAAGGUGGUUCCAGGGAAGAACAAAAAGACGCGAGGGAGCGCCAUGGAAGGACCUUCGGACCCAGGGAUCGGCAGAGCAUCGCUGGAUAAUCCAUCGCCAAAAGAUGCAUCGCCGAACCGUGCAUCGGAACAACAGCUGGGCGAAGAAGAAGCAGUGUGGAAAGAAGCACAGCAAAAGGAAGGACAGGCCAGCGCUGAAUUAGCUAAGAGUCAAUUCAAGAACAUGGAUGAGGGUCUUGAAGACUUCCGGCGGGCUCUUCAGUUGCAGGUUGGUUUAGGGUACCAACAAGGUUACCUUUUCAAGAUAUGGGACCAGCUUCAUAGUCGCAUUAUGAAGAUCUCAGAGGUAGCUGGUUUCAAGGAUCUUCCCUGGGAUAGUCUUGACGAGGCCACUCAGCAAAAGUUCAUUGGAUAUUCGCCUCAUGCCCAACAGCUCUUUGAGACACCUCUCAUACGUCAGUUUAUGUUUGCACGUUGGAUCUGGGAGAUCAUUGAUGAGAACUUUUUGUCUAGAAAGAGUCAGGACAUUGAGUGGACGUCGCCGUAUUGGGAAGCUCAAGCCACGAUGGAGCGCAUCUUACGAGAGAAAAACUUCUGUUACGACGAGGAAACACGGAGUUUCCAGUAUCCCAACUGGCGAUACACAACAAUCGAGCUCUAUUACUCCAUUGAAGAAGUGGGCCAAUUUGAAAAGAGGAUUGAGCCGGGAUGCGUGGUCAAGAUCCUGGAGAAAGCGCUUGGCCAAUACUUCCCUGAGAAUCCUGACCCCUUCUGUAAAAAGAUGCUCUCACUUCUCACAGAAACGGUUGUCAAUUUCGAGUUGAAGUUCGACUGCGGUCGCCAGACUCUUCGAAAUGUCUUUCAUGACCCCAAGACCAAGGAGGCAUAUGGAUUUCCAUUUUCAGCCAGAGUCGAGGGAUUCCACGCUGGAAACGUGAUGCAAUCAGCUGGCGGCGACGACGAUGCUACAUACGAUGGUCGGCCUGUCGAUCUGGUUGUGUCGCCUAUGCUGGUGUUUUAUGGGGAUCAAGAUGGAUAUGAUUACCACGUUGCGACUGUCGCAUUUCCUAUGCGAGUGUGUGUUGGAUACCGUGACGGCUUUGACCAGGACGAGGUGACUGAGACGGAGGGGGACGGAGAAGAGGAGGUGAAGAUGAUCAAGGAUAAAGAGGGCGGUAAGGAGGAUGAGGAUGAGACGAAGAUCGAGGACGAGGAGUAAGUACAGAGGAGCUCCCGCACUGGAAAUCUGAUUUGGGCGGGAAUUUUCGAUCUGAG